This is a messenger RNA of Eleginops maclovinus (Patagonian blennie), 637 nucleotides long. It is a transcript of the gene coxfa4a, whose product is annotated as NDUFA4 mitochondrial complex associated a. NCBI's taxonomy places the organism in Eukaryota, Metazoa, Chordata, Actinopteri, Perciformes, Eleginopidae. The transcript has 4 exons. The record is from RefSeq and is a predicted model, not a curated record. Bases 178 to 426 code for a protein of 82 amino acids.
GAUAAUAAUUAAUAAAAAUGUGUUUUUGCCACCGUCUCUCAGGCGGUAUUUCUAGCAUCCUCUCUGAGCUUCCAUAGGCCUUUCUUCCGCCCGAUCUCGCAGAUUUAAGUGUCAGCCGUUUUGGCAAGACUGUAAUCUGUUUAUUACUGUUCGAAGUCAGCCAACACUAACAUCAAAAUGAUCGGCACGAUGCGCAAACAGCUUCGGAGUCACCCAGCUCUGAUCCCCCUGUUGUUCUUCAUCGGUGGAGGGGCAGCCAUGUCCAUGACGUACCUUGCUCGUCUGGCCUUGAGAAACCCCGAUGUCAGCUGGGAUCGCAAGAACAACCCAGAGCCCUGGAACAACAUGGACCCAACACAUCAGUACAAGUUUUAUGCAAUUGACAUGGACUACAGCAAGCUGAAGAAGCAAGGCCCUGAUUUCUAAAGAUCAAAUCUGCUGGACCAAAAGCAUUAAGAUGAGCUGAUCCGCACAGAACCGUUUUAAAACUUCCUCCGAAGAACAUGAGGGAUGCAGAGGCUAUACCCGCACAAUGAUUCAUAUUUAAGUUUCUUCAUUGCAUCCAAUUGGAAACCAUGUUUCUUAUUUCUCAUGUUCAAUAAAGUGAAUGAGUCUUUUCUCCAUACAGAGAAAAUAA